GUCUGGGGCACAGAGAGGGGAUGGGGAUACAGCGGGACCGCUGCAGGACACAGCAAAGGACGGGGGAUACGGUGGGAUUCACUUGUGGCAAAAAAAGGGACCGGGGUGUCAGUAGGACCUGUUUGGGGCACACCAAGGGAUUAGGGGGCAAUGGAGAUCCACAGAGGGCACAGCAAGUGUCAGAGAGGGCAGUGAGAUACAUGUGGGGAGCAGCAAGGGGAUGGGAACAGAGUGUGGUCAUGUGGAGUGCAGCAACUGUCCAAGGAGAGAGACAGUGGCACCUUUGUGGGACACCAUGAGGGUCUGAGGACACACAAGUGGGACUUGUGAGGGGUUGAGAGCAAAAUGGCGCCCACGCAAGGCACGGCAAGGGAACAGGAUCUGGUGGGACUCGGGGGUGCAGCAGGGACUGGGCAGAGUGAUACCUGUGGUGGGGCAUGGCAAGGGGCCAAAGGGAGAGUGGGACCCCUGUGGAGCUCUAGGAGGGGCUGGAGGCACAGUGGGACCCCUGUGGGACACAGGGAGGGUGGGGAAAAUGAGCUCUGUGUGGGGUGCAGUGAGGACUGAGCACAUUUUGUCGCAGUGGGGCUGGGGGAGCAGCAGGACCUGCACAGGAGGCGAGUUCACAGGGGACAAGACAGAACCUGAGCCCCUUCCCAGACCAAACCCUGUGUCAGUGGAGGGGCCAGGAUGCAGCAGGAGGAGGGGGCAUAGUGCCUCCCUCCCAGGCCCCCAGUCCAGUCAACAUUUGCCAGCAAGAGCUGGGGCAGACCCCCAGCCUGCUUGGUGGGAUAGGUGCUGUGAGGGACACCCUGUGGGACCACCCCACCCUCUGUGUUAGCAGGAUCAGAGUGACCCAGGCAUGUCCUUGGAGGCUGAAGGUGAUGGAGGGGAUGUGGCUCUCUGGAGGACAGCAUCAGCUGUGCUUACAUACCUAGAGAACCAUGGUGCCACCAUACCUAGGUGACUGUGCCGUGGCAGAGCCCCCCAGAGUGGCACCUGGGCACCCCAGGCUGUGCCUCGCCCCUGCUGCACCCCCAGGAUGGGGCUGUGAUUGCCCCACCCUGCUGAUGGAGGGAUAAAUCAAUUUGUUGCCUUGCGAGUGCCCCAGGAGAGCAGCUAUAUUGGGAGCGGGAGGAAAUGGAGGGGCUUGCAGAGGCAGCUGGAGAGCAAGGGCAGCCUGAUGCUCUUUCAUUAUUGAUGAGCAGGGUGUAUCAAUCCUGGAGUCAGCCACUCUGCAAUGCUUCUUAAUGGAUUCUGAGAUGCUGUGUCAUUAGGAAGGACAUCUAGCCCGGAUAAGUGGAGCCAGAUGGGCCAGCAGGACUUGUGUCCAAGGCUGGGCAGGACCAGGCUGCAGGGGGGAGGUACUUUGGGGUGCUGCACUGGGUUCCCAUCAGGAUUGAGGCCAGUGAGGCUGAGUCCAUGGCUGAGUGUCCCAUGGCUGCCCCACUGGGAUGGGAGCUCUUGUGUGUGCCAUCACCAGCCAUGGGGUUCAGAGCUUCUUAUGGGGUGAGGGCAAAGGACUCAGCAGGGAGAAGGGCUGAAAGCAGGGAUUCCCGUCAACAUUUCCAUCUUGGUGCCAUAAAUCACCCCAAUGGGAAUCAAUCCCUCCUGGUGCAGGCAGGGGGUUGUGGCUGCUGGGGGAGAAGACCAGACAUGGCAGAGACCCAAGAGCUUUCUAAGCUGGGGUUGUAGUAUCACAGAACCAUGGAAAGGCUUGGGUUGAAAGGGACAUUAAAGAUCAUUUAGUUCCAUGCCCCUGCCAUGGGCAGGGAUGUUGAGAGGGUCUGAGCCUCUCUGGCCACAGCUCAGAGUUGGUGCCAGGGUGUGGGGCUGAGUGCUUGGCCCCACAGAGGUGGGUGCUCAGGGCUACAGAGGUGGUUGUAGGUCCUUUCCUAGCCCAGGUGUGUGGGACAGGGAAUGGAGACUUGCAGGGCUGUCCCAGGGGUCGGGACUCCUGUGUGGAAUAGCAGGGUCUUCAGCUGCAUCCAUGUCCAUGACCUGCAAUAACUCCAUGUAUCAUCCCUCUUGGCACCACCUUCCUUCUCCCAAGUCAUGGGCAGGAGUUUGGUGAACAUUUCCUAGAGAAAGCUGCUUCCCUGCCCCUCUGUGCAUCCCCAGCACUGCUGGUUCUGGACAUUCACAAGUCUAAUGAGCGGGCACGAGGGGGGGUGGGAUUGCCCCUCUCACUGGUGCCUGGACGACGUGCAGGGGCCCACGUCUCUCCUGCCAUUUGCAAAAGCACUGAUAUAAUUAGAGCUGUGGUUGAGGGAAUUACCGGAGCAUCUGCCUGCAAAAAGCCCAGGUGCCCUGCCUGGGGAGAUGGCUGGGUGGUGCUGCUGGAGGGAGUGCAUUUAGCCUUCACCCCUGCACUCUCCCUGAGCCAGGACCGUGGUCUCUGUGCUGCAGUUCCCUGUGCUGGUGGGAUUGCUUGAAAGUGGGAUUUUCUGCCUGAACCUGGGAUUUGCCCUCAUUUCAGGAUUGUCUUCCAUCAUGCAGGGGUCAGGCAGUGUUCUGCCACCUCAUCUGCAUGCUCGUGGUCUUACCCCUUCCCUGGGACCUGGCACUCUGCCACCUACACCAGAGACACCCCCUGAAUAAAUGUCAGGGGUCUGGAUGCACUCCAACCUUGCAGAACUUCACUCCUCUUCUUCUGGGUGAUGCUGAGGCUGCCUUUGGCCAUUUGCCGGCCCCUGGGGCACGUGUGAGCCCCCUAAGGCGCUGCUGGCCACGUAGGAAGCUGCCAGCUGGAGGCAGCUGCCUGCCUUAGGGAGAGCCCCAAGCAGUGACCCUUCCUUCUGCACAGCUCAUGCAGCCUGUCCCCAGGGAGCCGUCUAGGCGCCGUCCAUCCCCUUGCCUGGUGGCCUUUGACCAGGCAGGCUUUCGCUGCCGCCGCAGGGGCUGGCUGCCCGCAGUGUCCCACCAUCUGCCACCAGCUGUUGUGGCUCCCCUGUGGCUCCCUUUCCUUGGGGCCUGCAGUGUGAUGGGGAGGGUCCCGUCUAUGUUCUCGGGGGGAACCCUCAGGCUCUGUGUGUCGGGGAGGUGCUGAGCUGUCCACCCUGGAUGAGAAUGGGGACCUUUCUUGAUGCAGGACUAGCAAAGUGGAGAAGCCAAGAGUGUUUAUUUGAAGUAUUGCAGCAUUCAGAGGGAACCAUUUCAAAGCCUGAAGCAGGCUCUUGCUCACACGCAGCCCACGGUGCUGCGAUUUCUCCCUCCCCCGUGCCCAGGAGCAGCUCCCCACCUUGCUGUGGAUUCCCUGUGCCCAAGGGGGCUGUGCUGGGUCUCUUCUCCCACCUGUGGGCUUCCUCCCUGCCCCGUGGGUGACGCUGCCAGCCCUGCUGCCCACAUGGCUGGGUGCCUGCGUGGCUGGGUGCCUUCCAGCAGCAGAGACCUCUUCCCGGAGUGCGGCGCUUCCUUGCUGUCCCCAUCUCCGCCACCCCCGGGUCCAGCCGGGGCGCUGGGCCCCAUGCAGAAGAGCUGUGUGUCGGGGCCAGCGCCCAAGCGUGACAUUCCUCCAGCACCCGCUGCCGCCGCCUCCUCCGUUGCUCAAUCCCGGGUUCCCAGCCAGACUGGCUGGAGCGGGGGCCCUGGUUUUUCCGGGGGGAGGGAGGAGGCAGUGUCAGGAUCCUCAGCAAGGGCACGGAGGGCCCCUGCUCGGGGGGUUCGGACACUUUCAGCUGCCCGUCCCCACAGCCUGCGAUGCUCUGCGCCAGCGGCGAGCCGGCCCCACACAGCCCUUGGGUGGGCAUCCCCUGGGGGCUGGCCGAGCCCCCAGCAGAGGGUGGGGGCAGGUGGGACGUCCUGACGGGGCCCGGGCACCCCCUUGCCGUGUGGGUCACACCGGCGAGAUGCUCUGUUUCCAAUUAGCGGCCGCCGAAGGUGCUGGAAUCUGGGAACCUGCGCAUUCCUGCCGCACAGACAGCCGGCCACGAACCCAAACAUGGGUUUGUCCCAUUCCACAGCCCGGGUUCCCCAGGGGCCUCCGGCGCGCGGCUCCAGUGCCUCUCCCAGCCCCCCUGAUUCCGUGGCUAGGGCUGGCAUGGAGCAGCACGGAAGCUGAUGCGGGGGGGAACAUCCUCUGGCUGGCUUUGGCUGCAUCAGGUGGUGUAUCUCUGUGGGCCGCCGGAGAUGCUGCGGCAGAUCAUGCAGCUGGCGCAACAGGAGAACCUCACUAACGGCGACUACGUCUUCUUCUACCUGGAUGUCUUCGGGGAGAGCCUGCGGGGCGACUCUGCCCGUGACCCCUUCAAGCCCUGGCAGGAGAGCCCGGGCCAGGACUCAGGACUGCGUGAGGCCUUCCAGAUGGUGCUGGUGAUCACCUACUAUGAGCCCCAAAACCCUGAGUACCAGCAUUUCCAAACCCAGCUCAUUCUGCGAGCUAAGCAGAAAUUUGGGGUGCAGCUCAACUACUCCCUGAUGAACCUGGUGGCGGGGUGUUUCUAUGAUGGGAUGCUGCUGUACGCCAUGGUGCUGAAUGAGACUCUGCGUGAGGGCGGCUCCAAGAAAAACGCCACCCACAUCAUCGAGAAGAUGCGGGACCGCAAGUUCCAGGGCGUCACAGGGCUUGUGAGCAUGGACAGCAACAAUGACCGGGACACUGACUUCAACCUAUGGGCCAUGAGUGACCCCAAGACCGGGCAGUAUGAGGUGGUGGGACACUACUCGGGUGUGGAGAAGCAAAUCCACUGGCUGGGACGACCCAUCCCCUGGGUGAAGGGGGCUCCCCCCUUGGACAACCCUCCUUGUGUCUUUGAUGUGGAUGACCCCUCCUGUGAUAAAACCGCCCUCUCUAUGCUGGCCAUCGUGGCUUUGGGCACUGGCCUCACCUUUGUCAUGUUUGGCAUCUCCAGCUUCCUCAUCUUCAGGAAGCUGAUGCUAGAGAAGGAGCUUGCCAGCAUGCUCUGGAGGAUUCGCUGGGAUGAGCUGCAGUUUGGAAGUCCUGAGCGGUACCACAAGGCAGCGGGCAGCCGGCUCACCUUGUCCCUGCGUGGCUCCAGCUAUGGCUCCUUGAUGACCACUCAUGGCAAGUACCAGAUCUUCGCCAACACCGGCCACUUCAAGGGCAAUGUUGUGGCCAUUAAGCACAUCAACAAGAAGCGCAUUGAGUUGACGCGGCAGGUGCUCUUCGAGCUAAAGCAUAUGCGAGACAUCCAGUUCAACCACCUGACCCGCUUCAUCGGGGCGUGCAUCGACCCCCCCAACAUCUGCAUCAUCACCGAGUACUGCCCACGGGGCAGCCUGCAGGAUGUCCUGGAGAACGAGAGCAUCAACCUGGACUGGAUGUUUCGCUACUCUCUCAUCAAUGACAUUGUCAAGGGAAUGGCCUUCCUGCACAACAGCAUCAUUGGCCAUCACGGCAGCCUCAAGUCAUCCAACUGCGUGGUGGACAGCCGCUUCGUGCUGAAGAUCACCGACUAUGGCCUGGCCAGCUUCCGCUCGCCCAGCGACAGCGAGGACACACAUGCGCUCUAUGCCAAGAAGCUGUGGACAGCCCCAGAGCUGCUGCAGAAGGGACACCUGCCCACCCCGGGCAUGCAGAAAGCUGAUGUCUACAGCUUCGGCAUCAUCGUGCAGGAGGUUGCUUUGCGCAAUGGCCCCUUCUACAUCGAGGGCAUGGACCUGAGCCCUAAAGAGAUCGUGCAGAAGGUGCGUAACAGCCAGAAGCCCUUCUUCCGCCCCUCCAUCGACAUCGGGGUGCACAGCGAGGAGCUGGCAGUGCUGAUGGAACGCUGCUGGGCGCAGGAGCCGGCCGAGCGCCCGGACUUCAGCCAGAUCAAGAUCUUCAUCCGUAGAUUCAACAAGGAGGGAAGCACCAGCAUCCUGGACAACCUGCUGUCACGCAUGGAACAGUAUGCCAACAACCUGGAGAAGCUGGUGGAAGAGAGGACACAGGCCUACCUGGAGGAGAAGCGCAAGGCAGAGAACCUCCUCUACCAGAUUCUGCCCCAUUCUGUGGCAGAGCAGCUGAAGCGUGGUGAGACAGUACGGGCUGAGGCUUUCGACAGUGUCACCAUCUACUUCAGUGACAUCGUGGGCUUCACCGCCCUCUCGGCAGAGAGCACUCCUAUGCAGGUCGUGAUGCUGCUGAAUGAUCUCUACACUUGCUUUGAUGCCAUUAUUGACAAUUUUGACGUCUACAAGGUGGAGACCAUCGGGGAUGCCUACAUGGUGGUCUCAGGGCUGCCGGUGCGCAAUGGGAAGCUGCACGCCCGGGAGAUUGUCCGUAUGGCCCUGGCCCUGCUCGAGGCUGUCAAAACCUUCAAGAUCCGUCACCGUCCCAACGACCAGCUCCACCUGCGCAUCGGCAUACACACCGGUCCCGUGUGCGCCGGAGUGGUGGGUCUGAAGAUGCCGCGGUACUGCCUCUUCGGGGACACAGUGAACACCGCAUCCCGCAUGGAAUCCAACGGCCAGGCCCUGAAGAUCCAUGUCUCAUCUGCCACCAAAGAAGUCCUGGAUGAGUUCGGCUGCUUUGAGCUGGAGCUGCGUGGCGAUGUAGAAAUGAAGGGCAAGGGAAAGAUGCGGACAUACUGGCUGCUGGGUGAGAGGAAAGACCCUUAA
This is a messenger RNA of Passer montanus (Eurasian tree sparrow), 6561 nucleotides long. It is a transcript of the gene NPR2, whose product is annotated as natriuretic peptide receptor 2. The transcript is spliced from 22 exons. NCBI's taxonomy places the organism in Eukaryota, Metazoa, Chordata, Aves, Passeriformes, Passeridae. Gene Ontology annotation, biological process: cGMP biosynthetic process; intracellular signal transduction; receptor guanylyl cyclase signaling pathway. The coding region runs from base 4060 to 6561 and encodes 833 amino acids. Gene Ontology annotation, cellular component: membrane. Gene Ontology annotation, molecular function: ATP binding; protein kinase activity; peptide hormone binding. The record is from RefSeq and is a predicted model, not a curated record.